AUGUCUGCACGUAAGAAACAUGUAAUUGACUGGAAGACAGUAAACGGCGCAUUUUCAAAACCGAGACGACUUCAUUUGGUCCAAGGUAGCGAUGGUUUGAACCGUUGUCCAAUACUUAGCUGCGAUCAUCCAGGAUUCGCAAGCCGAAGAGGCUGUCGCAAGCAUGUUAAAACAAUACAUGCCUGGUAUUACUAUUUCGACGAGAAGCCAAAUGUAGCCGUCGAUACUUCGGUCAUUUCUGCUGCCGCAAAUGUUGCAAACGGAAAAGGUUCAAACGUCCCGAGUUGUUCGACAGACAACGACUUCGCACGGUCGUUCUCGCAGUGGCUACAAAGCAGUUGUGGCGGGGGGAAAUCUCGUAAACAAUCGGACAUUUCAGUAUCGAGAGCCUUGAAGUUUGUAAAAUUUUGCUGCGACCAGAGUGCCGAGGCGGAAGAUGACGUGCUCUCCUCUACCAAUUCCAUCGACUACAUCUUGGGAUGCCCCCAGCUUUUGACAAAUUUUGUUGACAGUCUGGACACAAAAUGGGGUACUGGACAAUCUGGACGGAUUGCUUACGUGACAAGCAUAUCGGACUUACUGGAUUUUGGAAAGUUCAAUUCACCGCCCUCAUCUGUUCUUCAAAACUUUGCCGUAACCGAGGUUUAUGUGAAGAGAGCACGAAAGUGUUUGGCGAAGGACAUGAGAUCAAAUUGGACAACCGAUUUAGACAUAGAAACGCUGGAAUCGCAUCGAAGUUGGGCAAGCCUUUCUGAAGUACAAUCCGUGAUUCCAUUUCACAAGGAACGUUACCAAUCUGUUUUAGAAAUGUGCAUGGAAAAUCCUGAUUCAGUAAAGCCUUGCGACGUAACGUUUGCCACCUGA
This is a messenger RNA of Paramuricea clavata, 864 nucleotides long. Lineage: Eukaryota; Metazoa; Cnidaria; Anthozoa; Malacalcyonacea; Plexauridae. The record is from the annotation of a GenBank genome assembly.